Messenger RNA from Leptopilina boulardi, 7284 nucleotides. RefSeq lists its product as uncharacterized. Lineage: Eukaryota; Metazoa; Arthropoda; Insecta; Hymenoptera; Figitidae. The transcript is spliced from 6 exons. The record is from RefSeq and is a predicted model, not a curated record. The coding region runs from base 162 to 2966 and encodes 934 amino acids.
UGUUGCUGCAGGUAAAGAGAAUCGAGAGAAACGAAUGCUAGUCGCGAUCGCACCUUCGUACCUGCAAUAUCUGAACGCUCUCGUUACUCAAACAGAGCGCAUCUCGCCAUGCGGUUGACGUAGAAAAAACCCCGCAAAACAAGGGCCAAGGGGACAAAAUCAUGAAGACGUUAGAGUCAUUAGCGGUGUUCCUGCUCUGGGUACUUGUAUCCGGGGUUUGGACCCAAAGUAACUACGACACACAUGGGAAUAGCAUUGAAUAUGAUCCAGAAUCGGGAUUACCGCCAAGUACAAUUCUUGAUGGCAAGGUCACUCAAUUGGAUGAACUUAAGGCAGACAUUGUCCUUAAUCGCACCAAGGCAUUUCUCAAUUGUUCCCAAGGCAGUAUGGACGUGGAAUUAACAUUCAGGGAACCGUUCUAUGGAAUCGUCUACGCGGAUGUUGAUCGUAACAGCGCUUGCAUGGUUAAAGGACGAGGAUUGAAUGUUGCUCACUUGGAAUUACCGUUGAAAGGAUGUGGUACAAAGCAGGAUCCAACACGUGUUUUUACCAACAACAUUGUCGUUCGAUUUCAUCCCAGUCUUGAGAUGGACGGAGACGAGAUCAUUACGAUAGUUUGUCGAUAUCCACCACCAAAGACUGUGGCUAUACCGGCACCCAUUUUUUUACCACCGGCAGUUCCAUCAGGGCCAAGUUUAUCAGGACUACAUAUCUUGUUGAUCAUCUGCUCCCUGCUGUUCCUCGCAUUGACGCUACUUGGAAUGGGUUGUUCAUACAUGUGUCUCAAGCGCAGACCCAUUCGAGUCGUGCAUCGUCAGACAACAAGCUAUACAGGAUCUGAGAUCACAAAGAUCUCUGGUUCAUCAUUAGGAAAUAUCUCCAUGUUCGGAGAUUUAAAGAUUCCAAGGGCUCAUGCACCUUUACACAUUGCUGCAUCAAUCUCCGGAAGUGAAGUCAACUUGGUCACGGAUCAUUCCGACACAUUACCCAGCGAUUAUCCCAGCGAGAGUCACUCCGAGAUCGACGAGGCAAGAUCCCUUCCUGUAUCAUCAGCCGGCUCCUACGAAAAGGCAUUUAUCCAUCAUCAACAACAUACAGACGUGCGUGCAUCAAGUUCUCUCUAUUCGGAAACAAUCAACGAAAUAGAAACCUCAGCAAUCACCAGUGCAUCUCGUAUGAUACCUCGACCUUUGCCAAUUGAACCAAAAUUCGAUGUUCAAAUGAGAGUCAAGAAAGCCCCACCACCGCCACCAAGUCCCCUACCAUCAGAAUCAGACGCCAGUAUUGCUCUCGAACGUAAUUUAACAACAAUUCUUGAACGUGAAGAAAUUUCCCGUCCUCCAAUGACGACUUUCUCCUACGUUCCCGAACUUCACGGACCACCUAGCUCAAUAUCAAGACAACAAACACCUCCCGUAUACUCUCGAAUUCUAAGAAAGCAAGCCGAAAGAGAAACGAUUUUAGAAUCAAUAACCUCACCAUCACCGCCAUUGGCAACAAUUCACAGACCAAGAUCCCUUGCAUCUCUAAACACAGAAAUGACAGACACACGCUCUCUAACGGAAGUAACCGAUGCCUCCCACGCAAAAUACCGAGUAGCCAGUAUUCUCGCACCCACUCCACCUCCACCACCUCCAAUUGUUCCCACAACACUAACUCACACUGCUCAAGAAUACCGUCAAUAUAUCCGAGAACACGUUGAACCACUAGUACAGCCUGUUAUGUCACCAAGAAGACCCGAAAUCACAACCCAUGAGGUUGACGACGUAUUUCUACGCACUGUCACCGAAAAGAAAACAAUCGAAGACGUUGAACGUCAUCGUCGUCAAAUCACCGAAUAUCAUGCAAAACCCGAUCCCAAAUGGGAUGUCACAAUUAGAAAUUAUCCCACUGAGGAAUUACCACCGCCACCACCCGAUUGGGAGAAUUUCUCUGAUGUUAGUUCAGCAUCAAAUUUAACAAUCACCAACGAACCAACUCCACGUUUUGAUGAGCUAGACACCAACAUUGAACCCACCUAUACAACACGUGCCGAAAUUCCACCUCAUCGAAUUCCACACGAAUCAACGCCUAACAAUUGGUUCACAUUGUCACGAGUUUUGGAACCACAGUACGCAACCGAAUUCACCGAAGAUGAACGGAAAAAGUGGCGUGAAAUCAUUACAAGUGAGAGUACAUUGAGAACAUUGUUAACCGAGGCAGUUGUUAAAGAAGACUACGAAUUGAUUCGUAAGGAUGCAAGGUAUACUACACUAUUCCCACCAGCGAAAUGGGAUGUUAUUAUUCGUAUCCUAAGUCCACCGAAUUCAAGUUCGACUUCCUCGCAAGGAAAAAGUGGACAGAGAUACAAACGAGGUAAAUCAUCCGAAUGGGACAAUAGGUCCAGGAGAUCAUCCCUACCGACUCUUUACGAGUACGAAAGCGAUGGUGGUAGUUCAAUAAGAACAUUUGGACAGGAUCAUCUUCGACAGGGAGUACAUCCAAAUUCCAGUGGACGAAUUAGAAGACUCAGUUCAACUACCCGUGGUGGUAGCGAGGCAGAUCUUCGUUCAAUGUCCGAAAUGACAGUUAGAGAUUUUGCCCGUGUCGAGAGAGACGAUCUCACCAGUUUGAGUUCCUACGAGGGUGAAUCCCUCGUUAGAUCGCUCAGUCAACCUAGUCUCGCACGUUCGGGAUCAGAAUUCACUGAACAUUGGGGUAUGCCCUCGCGUGGUUUGCCCAAUUGGGGUUUUGAGGACGAUGCCUGCAGUUCUGCCGAAACAACACCAAGGCCAAUUAGACGAAACGAUCGCAUGGAAAUUGUUGCCUCAUUCGAUGGUGUCACACGUCAAACAUUACCAUCAACUUCGGGGGUUACUUCAUUUGCACGCUCCACAAGAUACACGGAAAGAGAAAGUAUUCGAGUUGAUGAUCAAAGAGGACCCAAUUGGUUUCACGAUGACUCCGAACCUGAGAUGCAUAUCUAAGCCUUGAUUCUAGAAGACAUUUUUUCGAAAUACAGUCGAAACCGCUAUUACGAACGGAAAAUAAUUAUCGGUUAUUACGAACGUCAGACUGUUUUGGUCAGAAUUAGUAAAAAAAAAAAUCAAAAUUCGUAUAUUGUAAAAUGAAAAACACGAAAAAAUUUUAUUUGUAAGUAACAAAAUUGAUUCUAUUCGUGAAUUAGAACUAAUUUCUGUGUGUAAACAGGUGGUUUAAACUAAGUCACAGCAAUAUUCCGAUUAGUGGAUAAAUUUUAUAAAUUCAAGCAAAAAAAUUUUGCGACAAUUUUAUAAAUACUAAAUACAUUUUAUUUUGAAUUUAGUGUAAAUUCUCCCUUGAAUUUCGUUCUAAGUGGUUUCGACUGUAUUAAUUGUUCGAAGCUAGUAAUUUCAAUUUAAAGAAAUUUUUUGAAAAUAUUUGUGAAAAAUAACAAGUGUGAUUUGUGCGGCCCUGAAUCAGCAAUUUUUAAAACAGACUUGCCGAUGUGAAAACUAAGUUCACAACACUGCCAACAGAGGACUGCACCAAGCAUUUGAAUUUCAAUAUUGUUUAUAGUUUAUAUGAAAUCUUUGCUAAACAAUUUUUUGUUCCUUUGAAAAUCUUGGAACCACAUGCUUUGAUGUUUCCUUUUAGGAACAAUACAAAAGAAUAGAGAAAUGACUUCUCAAAGUCUUUAGUUCCUUUCUUUCUUUUUUUUUUUUCUUUUUUUUUAAUUUUCCUCUAUUGUUUCAAAUGAAAUCUAGGACUCGAAACUGUCGAUAACUGCCCCUUCUCCCUCGUUUUUAAAUAUUCUAUAAAUAAGAAACCAGAAACUCAAUUUUAAGUCUGAAUUUUACACUUCAUACUCGAUUUAUGUUUUCCUUCAACGUAUAAAUUUAUAGUCUUCGAGUUGAACUGUAAAGUUCAGCGACUUAAUAUCGAUCGGUUUAGUUUCUGUACAGAGAAAAAUGAGUAGUCGAUUCGCAUAAAUUUUUCUCGCGCUAAAGAUUCUUUUCAAAGAAAAUAAGAAUUACGAUCGGAUUUAAAAAUUUGAGGAAAAAAAAAAAAGAAAAAGAUUUUGUUAAUAUUAACCAAAGCAGCGCGAUUUUAUAUACCAUAAAUCUUUUUUUACUUGACUUUGAAUAUAAUAAAGUGCCGAUAAAAAUAUAUGCGAAUAUAUUAAUUUUCACAAAGUGAGAAUUUUUUAAAAGAAUAUAUAUAUAUACAUUAAAUAUAUUAUAUAAAAUUUCAAAAUGAAUAACAUUAAUUUUUUUUAUGUAGCUUUAAUAUUUUAAAUAAAUUUUGCUGUGCUUUCUAAAGAUAAUUUUAAAAAAAGUAACAUUUAAUUUUAUUGUAACUCGAAUAAUAACAUUAAUUUGUUAACAAUUACCGUAUGAAUUUAGGAAUUUUAUUUUAAAAUUCAAUUUCUCUUAAUCUCUCACCACUUUGAAUGAAUUUAAUGCUUUAACUUUCGUUUUAGAAGUGUUUUUUUUUAAAUUUUAAUACAAUAAAUAUCAAAAUAUAAAUAUUUUUUUUAAAUCGAAACGUUUUUAUAAAACAUAGUUUCAAUUUAAUGCAUCUGCAUAUCAAACAUAAUUAAGAAAUACAUAAAAAACAAGGAGGGGGUCCUUUAUGUUUAUUUCAUAAACAUUAUGCUUCCUCAUUUUGUGAAGCAAAAAAUUCGCUUCCUCGUGAAGGAAGCAAUGAAUUUGUCUAAUUCAAUUGAUUGAUUUAAAAAAUUUCGAGUUAAAAAUGUUUUAAAUUAAUUAAAUUUUUUGAAAAAUAAAGAAAAUUUUAAUUAAUUUUGAGUGUAACAUAAACUUUAUAUAUACGAAUCGAUUCGUUUUAAUGCAAGGAAUACAAUUAUUUUAUUCAUGAACUUGAAUUUUAAAAAAACACAACAUUUUUUAGCUAAAAUAUGAAUUUUCGAUUUUUCAAUUUUUAUUAAUUCUCAAAUUUUAAAUCAAAUCUAUACUUUAUAUAUACCAACCAAUUCGUUUCAAUGCAGGGAAUAAAAUUAUUUCAUAUAUAAACAUGAAUUUAAAUAAACACAUCAUUUUUUAGCUAAAAUGAGAAUUUUUGAUUUUUUAACUUUCAUUAAUUCUUUAAAUUUCAAUCAAAUCUAUACUUUAUAUAUAUCAAUCGAUUCAUCUUGACAUAAAGAAGACGAUUUUAUUAUAUAUUACCUUAAAUUUUUCGAUUUAAAAAUUUUUUCAAUUACAAAAAAAUUUUUGGAAAAAAGACGAUAAAAUUUUUUUUUUGGGGUAUUUUUAAAAAUCCUCUCGUCAUUUUUGAGAGAUUAAUGUGUUAAAUAAGCCUAUCAAAUUUUACCCAAAUCCAUUAAAAUCUGUUAAAGAUAUCGUGUUCACAAAAACUAUCCACACACACAUACACACACACACACACACACACACACACAUACACACACACAUACAUACAUCCGGACAAUUGAUCAGGAUCUCAUAUAACAUGUUUCUAUAUAGAGGAAAAUUUGUUUUCACCAUUUUUAGAAAGUUUAUAAACGAAAGGACUACAUAGCUUCCUCCACGAGGAAGCAAAAGAUUAAAAAAGAGUUAUAAGAAAUUUGCUUUAUGUUUAAAAAAUCAUUGACGUUAAAUUUUAUCUUGAUCUACUUUACCGACUCAACAUAGAGUUGAAACUCACAUGAAAAAUUUAAACUUAAAGUUUUCUCAAUUAAUUAGUCUCUUAUGGGAAAACUUUGAAUCACUUAAUAAUUUUAAAUAAUAAUUAUUAUAAAUGAAAAUGAUGGUAUAUUAUAUCUAUAUCUAUAUUUAAAAUAUAGAAAUUUAACUUUUUUAAAAAGUUUCAAUAAAUAAGAAGUUUUUUUUUUACUCAUGUAAAAUAAAUAUAAUCCUUUUUAUUUUAAACUCUCGAAAAAAUGGAAUCCUUCCAAUAUUAUUUAUAUAAAAAAUCGAAGAAAAUCAAAGAUGCAUUCUAAAUUUACUUUAUCGAUCCAACCAGAGAGUGGAAACUCAUAUGAAAAAUUUACUUCAUGUAAAAUUCUAUAAAUUAAAUAUUUCAUUUGCAUAAAAAUUUUAUACCAGAACAUUUUCUUUGCGUUCGAAAAAAAUAUUUACAAACAUUUUUUAUUCUUUUUAAAUUUUUUUAAAUUUUCAUUUUUUUUGACAAUAUUUAAUUAUGUUUGAUAUACAGUAAUUGAAACUAUUAAUAAAAAAAACAAGUGGGGAAAAAAUCUGCAAAAUUUUAAUUUAUUGACAAAAAAAAAAUGUCCCGCAAAUCAUUUUCAGAAAAAAUUAGAGUUGCAAGGAAUUAAAAUUAUUCAAUGACCAUUGUGCAAGCGCUAUAGUGAUAAUAGAAAUCGUAGGUGACAAAAAAAGGUGCUGGGUCAACGCUUUUUUUUAUUUUUUUUUUUUAAAGAAAACGUGAAUAUUUUUAUAUAUAAAUAAUUAUAAGUUGUAUAUGAAGAAUAAAUUACUAAAAAAAAAAACAAGUGCAUAUAUUAUAAAUAAAGCGCGAACAAGUGAUUAGAUCUGCUCAAACGUGGCGUAUAUCAUAUAUUUAUUUCUAUAUUCGAAAAAAACAUUUUUUUUUUAAACACAAUCUCAUUAUAAAUGAGAUCUAUUAUAUAUAUUUUUUUUUUCGAAACGAUUUCAAUUUCGUAAAUCCUUUUAUACGAAAAAUAAACGAUAGUGCAAUUGACUGAAUUUUUGAUUCAUUUAUUAAUUAUUUAAUUAGCCAAAUGAAUAAAAACUGUUUAUGGAAAUAUUUAUAAAAAAAAAAAAAAUUGCGUAGAUUAAAAAAAAAGAAAUGUGGGAUCGAUUGCAACCUGAAUUUCUUUAUCAAAAAAGUUGAUAAGAAGCACGAGACUUGCCCAGCCCACUUUUACUCGUAAAAUUAAUUGUGUUCGUCUCGAGAAAUUUUUCUCUGCUCCUUAAAUUCUUUAGAAGUUUAGUUAAGUUGAGUCCGAUUCUUUCGCUUUCGAUUUACUUUUCUCUUAAAUGUAAUUGAAAGGACCUAAGAAAACGUAAUCAAUUUUGGGCGUGUAUUUUUUUUUUGUAUGUGAAUGUGUGUGUGUGUAGAUAUUUUGGUUGAAAAUGGCAAAGAGUUAGUGAAAACAAAAGAAAAGCGAAUUGGACAUAGUAAGGUGCUAUUCUCUGUAAAUAUUGAAGAAAAAGAAUAAGAAGAAGUGUGUGUGUGUGCGAAAGCAAACUGAAAACUAAGAUAAGAAUUCAAUAAUUUUUUUUUCGACUUAUCUUUCUGUAACUAAAUGAUUAUCAACGCCGUCCAUACAAAUAUGAAUUUCAUUGUAGUUAAUAAAAAAAUAUAACGAUGCUUUUACUA